AUGGGUUUUGUUGAGUUGCAAAAUGGUCUUUGUAAUAACAUUCAAAGCCACAUUUUGAAAAGGUAUGCAGCAGAUGUUGUAUAUUUAUCAACAAACCCGAUCUCAGUGCUGAUGAUAGAGGUGUACGUUGAGUUUGAACAGCAGUCGGGGAUGAGUAUGGUCGGCGACAAGAUCAAUGUUGAUGAGUUCGGGGAUAUAGAUUGGGAAGAAGAUAAUAAUGACAGUGAAGACGAAUUCGAAGCUAACUAUGAAUUCGAUGAUGAAAACGAUGACGGAGACUUGGCAGGCAAUCCGGCGGUACAAGAUGAAGCAAAUGCGAUUGUAAGCCCGCACCCGUUUAGUGUUCCGUCUUUUAUGCGGACUCUAGAUCUCGAAGCCAUGCAUGCUCCGGAAUUUUCUGAGUAUGCGAAUACAAGUGAAGGCAACGUUGCGGCAGAAGAUGGCGAGUUUAGUGUCGGAAUGGAAUUUGGUUCGAGAGAGUCGGUGAUAUCUGUAAUCAAAAGCUACACCAUCUCUAGAGGAGUUGAUUACACUGUGUAUGAGUCUGAGCCGCAGACAUUCUAUACGAAAUGCAAGGGGUAUGGUGCAGGGUGCGACUGGCUUCUCCGAGCUAGCUUGAUUCGAAAAAAAGCUUGUUGGGAGAUCUGGAGAUACAAUGGCAAGCACACGUGCACCAUGGGCAUGAUUUCACAAGAUCAUGCCAAGUUGGACUCAGACACAAUUGCAGAUGCCAUUAGGCCGUUGGUCGAAGCAGACCCCUCGAUAAAUGUGAAGUCUAUUAUUGCAGAAGUUCAAGGCAGGUUCAACUAUACUGUGAGUUACCGCAAGGCUUGGUUGGCAAAGCAGAAAGCUGUCGCAAAAAAUUUCGGUGAUUGGGAAGUUUCUUACCAGACUCUGCCAGUAUGGUUGAAAGCAAUGACAGUGAAGAUGCCAAGUUCUCGUGUUCAAAUUAAAACGCUCCCCGUUUAUCGUGAGAGUGAGGAGGUUCAAGGUGUAAGAGUUCUGCACUGUAUUUUUUGGAGCUUCUAUCCGUGUAUUGUAGCAUUCAGACACUGCAAGCCACUGGUGCAGGUUGAUGGCACGCACCUGUACGAAAAAUAUAAAGGAGCACUUCUGGUAGCGAUUGCACAAGAUGGAAAUCAAAACAUUGUGCCUAUUACAUUUGUGAUUGUCAAGGGGGAGACAGCAGACGCGUGGGAGUUUUUCCUAACCAAUUUGCGGAGAUAUGUUGUUACCAUUGAUGGUGUGGGUAUUAUUUUUGACCGCCAUACCUCCAUCGACGUUGCAAUAGCUCGCAGUAACGGCUAUUCUAGGACGGAGCAGGAGUACAACAAAAACUACCAAAGGCUUAAAGAGCGGGGUGAGGCAUAUACUCAAUGGUGCGAUGAGAUCGGUGUUGAGAAAUGGGUGUUGGCAUUCGAUGGUGGUCAUCGUUGGGGACAUAUGACGACAAACUUGGUAGAGUGCAUAAAUUCUGUCCUGAAGGGUGCACGCAACCUUCUUGUAACUGCCCUUGUCCGGUCAACUUUUUAUCGACUGAAUGAGUUUUUCACUCGGAAGAGUACCGAGGCUGAUGAGCGUCGCCGCAACGGAUUCACGUAUUCAGAAUUUGCAACGAAGAGAGUUGAGGAAAGAUUCCGACGUGCAGGAAACAUUGUGGUCAACCGGUUCGAUAGGUGCAACGAGAUGUUUGAGGUUCGCAAAAUGCAAGAUGGUACCAUUUACACUGUCGAGCGACUUCCAUGUCGCCACGUGCUUGCAUGUUGCGCCAACCAACGUCUUGAUUGGCAAGUGUACGUGCACGAUGUGUACAAGAUGUCUGAAAUUUACAAGGUGUAUAGAGGUGAGUUCGUUCCGAUGGGUGACCCCUCCACGUGGGAUAGAUACGAAGAAGCGAAGGUGAUCGCCAAUUGGACAUUGAGGCACGCGACGAAAGGAAGACCGAAGUCAACCCGCUACGUGAAUGAGAUGGAUUCGCGUGAUAUGCGUGGUCCUCGUCGGUGCACUACAUGUGGACGCGAGGGACAUAGCCGCAGCCGAUGUCUUCAGCGCGCAGGUCCAAGCUCCGCUGGAGGUCAUUAG
Arachis ipaensis is the source of this 2082-nucleotide messenger RNA. Lineage: Eukaryota; Viridiplantae; Streptophyta; Magnoliopsida; Fabales; Fabaceae. The record is from RefSeq and is a predicted model, not a curated record.